GUUCUCGUCGAACUGGAAAAUUUCAGUGGAAAAAUGGAAGCAGAAGAUUUCCCAGAAGCAAGGGCAGCCCUUAGACUUCUCCGCAGUAGGCUCUGUAACUCUAGUUUCUACUUCAAGCCUCAAUCUGAUUCCGCCGAUACCAAUUACAGCAAAUUGAAGUUUAUUAUAUCCAGUUCGGUGGCUGAAGCGUGUAAUAAUUCAAUCCUGCUUCUUGGCCCCCGCGGUUCGGGGAAAAUGGCGGUGCUGGAUCUCGUUCUGCAAGAUCUAUUACUAGAGUAUCCUGAAAUGAUUUCGGUGAUAAAGUUGAGUGGUCUUUUGCAUUGCGAUGACAAUUGUGCUUUCAAGGAGAUUGCUAGGCAGAUUUGUGCGGAGUAUCAAUUAUUGUUCUCAAAAAUGGCAUCCUUUGACGAUAACUCCCAAUUUAUGAUAGCUAUGUUACGGGAGUGUGGCUUGGCUCAUAAGACGAUUGUUUUUAUACUGGAUGAAUUUGAUCUUUUCGCACAAGGAAAACAGCGAUUACUUUAUAGUUUGUUAGAUGCCAUGCAAUCAGUGACAUCGCAAGCUGUUGUUAUUGGCAUCAGUUGUCGAUUGGAUGCUGAUCAGCUACUCGAGAAAAGGGUAAGAUCUCGUUUCUCCCAUAGAAAACUGCUAUUUCUUCCUCCCUGCAAGGAAGAUGUGGAGAGAUUGUUGGAGAACGUUUUAUCAUUGCCAAUAGACUCAGACCUUCCUCAUGACUACAUUAUUAAAUUUAAUGCAAAGGUUCAUAAUCUUUUAGCAGAUGAGAGAUUUAAAAAGAUCAUUAACACUUAUUUGGACUCUGAUUCCACCGUCAAACAAUUAAUGAGAUAUUUGUUUUGUGCCAUAUCAAAGAUGGACUUGAAAUCUGGGUUGCUGACACUUGAGAAUUUUCAACAUGCUCUUUCAAAUAUUCAGAGGCAGCCAAAGCAGGAAUACAUUAAAGCAGAUUGUUCCAUAUUGGAGCUCUAUAUUCUGGUAUGCAUGAAAAGGUUGGAAGUUAAGGAGCAGAAUUCGUACAACUUCAAUUCUGUAAUGAAAGAGUACAAGAGUAUACAUGAUUCAUUCCAGACAUCUGAUUAUUAUUCACGAAGUGUAUGCUUACGGGCUUUUGAGCACCUUCUACAGCGUGAAUUAAUCUGUUUCGUUGACAACCGCGGACACAAUCAAUCCAUUGAAUUUCGGCCGGUCAAGAUGUUAAUAUCAUCUCAUGAACUACAUCAUGGAUUGAAGUCAUAUCAUUCAUGUCCUGUCAUUCUUCAAAAAUUGAUGAAUUGAGGAGGUUGAACCAGCCGUGGGGACCGGACUGGAUGGCUGUUUACUAGGUUCCCAACCACAAAUUUUCAGAAAUUUAAACAAAAAAAUAGUCAUAGAUUUCCACAGAUAUUCUUCUGAAACUACAUAGCUUCGAUCUUGUGGAAGGAAGCACUCGGGUUCAUGAUAAAGUUGAGUGGUCUUUUGCAUUGCGAUGGCAAUUGUGCUUUCAAGGUGGAACUCUCUCCAUCUCUUUCUUUCUUCCUCCACGUAAACUAUUUACUUUAUGAUUAUUAUAUCGCUAAGAAUUUAUUUUUCUAUAUUUUUCCACAAUUUAACCCACCAUGUGGGAAAAAAUUUCACUUGACGAGUCAAUUUCAGCAUAUUAUUUUCGUAGCGUAGGCAGGUAAUUCAUGUAGCUCCUGCUUUUAUUUGUAUGUAUUCAUAAAAUGGUUGACUUUCAGCUAAUCAUGACUAUGAUUGGGAA
Molecule: messenger RNA, 1756 nt
Organism: Momordica charantia (bitter melon)
Lineage: Eukaryota; Viridiplantae; Streptophyta; Magnoliopsida; Cucurbitales; Cucurbitaceae
Gene: ORC4
Product: origin recognition complex subunit 4
Biological process (GO): DNA replication initiation; DNA replication
Cellular component (GO): nucleus; nuclear origin of replication recognition complex
Molecular function (GO): DNA replication origin binding; ATP hydrolysis activity
Source: RefSeq, a predicted model, not a curated record